Fusarium sp. VM40 is the source of this 1998-nucleotide messenger RNA. The record is from the annotation of a GenBank genome assembly. Lineage: Eukaryota; Fungi; Ascomycota; Sordariomycetes; Hypocreales; Nectriaceae.
AUGGCUUCACCGAGAGCCCGUCUGCCUCGCGCAGGCAAGCUCGGGGUUUUGAUACCGAAGCCCAACGCUCACGGCGCCUCGAUAUGUCCUUUUUGCUGCGUCACAGCAUCUCGCCCGCGUAUACGGACCCGUCGCGAUGCCCUCGCAAAACGCUUCACUUCGACGUCUGCGUCUGCGUCUGCGUCUGCGUCUGCGUCUGCGUCUGCGUCUGCGUCUGCGUCUACGUCUUCGUCUACGUCUUCGUCUACGCACCCGCCAAACCCCCGCACCGAGCUUGAGCAGCAUCUCCUCGACAUCCAGAAACUCGCACCGUCGCUGGUGAAUCUUUCAAGACUGCAAUUGGCAGUUCAAGGCCUGCGGCAAAUACCAGGCCAGGAAGCUGUGAGGGUUGCGAUUCUGGGACUGGCACCUGGCUCGAGUGCGGGCCAAACUGCCAAGAAUGUGUUGAGGUUGCUCGUGACAGAUCCGCUGCAGGAUGAGCAGGAAUGGGAGCGCCAAUUGAGGGACCAUGACCCAAAGAACCCUCUUAUUGUUCGAGUAAGGUCUACCGCAGAGCAGCAGAGUACUAUUACUGUGACCAAGACGACUCUGCUUAGCGAGAUCAAUGUAUCUUCUGCCGAGUGGAACAACCUCAACCUAGAGCUUCUCUUCAUGGAGACUCAUCUCCCGGAAUUUGCCAGAGAUGAACAGACACGAGCUGUCGAAGUGGAAGAAGCUGUUCUUGUUCCCAAGGUCGGCAUUCCAUCGGCUGAGGAUCGAGUGACGCCAGUGACCACUCCCGUUCACAAGGCCAUUCUCGUCGGCGAUGGUUUCAAGGGAGCUGUUGAUGUUACAGCAGUGCCUGUUCUUGAAGGAGAGGAGUCUGUGUUGAAAGUGGUCGAUCUGAAAGGAGUUGACCCGAAGCAAGUUGACGCACCAUUCGCAACCGUUGAUAUGUCCGUUGCUGCGAAGAGUGUGUCAGUUUUUCGAGAGAGUUCUCGCAAUGCGAUUGAGUAUGAGCGACUUUGGUUUAACAGCAACUUUCCUGCUUUGACCACAUGGCUCAAGUCAGGUAUCACCUCUUCUAACGAAGCCACCAAACCUGCGGUACGAGGGUUGAUUGUCUCUCUGCUGAACAACGUUUUGGCGAGAUGUGACCAAGAAAACCGUCGUGAAAUCAGACAGGCCUACCAAGCGACGCCUACUGCACAAGAACCUGCCAUCUCCCCAGUCCUGGUCCAGGCGGUGGACAACUGGUCACAGCAAGCACAUACAGAGCUCCAAGAUGAGCUUGACCUGGCUUUCACAGGCCAAAGAUGGCGUAAGCUGGGAUGGUGGCAAUUGUUCUGGAGGGUGGACGAUGUUGCUAUGCUCACAAAUGAGAUGCUGAACCAACGUUUCUUGCCAACCGCAGAGCGCGAACUUGUUUACUUGGCUGGACAAAUUGCGCAAGCUGCUAAAGCUGACCAACAAUACCCCCAACCCAUCUCCGUUAAUAAUAACUACGGCGCAAAGCCUGAAUUGAAGCAACUUGGCUCUGGAGACCUAAAAUCUCUGACCCCAGUCAACGCUCGCUCAGCGCUACCAAAGUGGCCUGGUCACAUCGCCUUUACACGAAAAUAUCUCCAAAACGAGACUAUCCCUGCGCUGCAGGCUUUGGCUCAACGACUUGUCAUCCAAUCUCUAGGCACUUCUGGACUCACAACAUCCCUCGCUGCUCUUCUAUAUGUUUCCCAAUUCUCCUCAACCAUCUACGAAGCCGGCGCCGUAGCAGCACUCGGCAUAGUGUGGAGUUCCAGCAGGCUACAGAAGAAGUGGGAUGCAGCGCGAACAUUCUGGGAGGGUGAAGUUCGCGAAGAAGGCCGCAAGGCUCUUCGGGGUGUCGAGGAUAGCGUCUCAGAGGUACUCACCAAGGAGAAGCAACAAGAGCAACCAGUAGUAGACCAAAAAGGUGAUGAGCUCAACGAGGUUCGGGAACUCGUGGCCAAGGCUCAGGAAGCUCUUGGACGCAUGAAAUAA